UUCAUUUUUCAGACACUGGCGGCAGCAGAACUUUCUCAGGACUGCAUCAAGACUGGGAUUUAGCAAGCAUAGCAAUGGGUACCCAUCUCCAGCUCCAUAGCUGCCUCCCUUUCCUUCUGGUGGGAUUGGCGUUCUUCGUGAAAGGUGCCCUGACACUAGAAUGCUACAGUUGUGUGGACCGAGGAGAUGGAGGCUGCAGUACAGAGAACAUAAAGAAAGUGAAGUGCCCAUCGUCCACCCAUGUCUGUGUGGAAACCGUGGCAGCAGUGGAGUGGAGUCAUGGGAAGUUCUCAGUUGGGGAGAAAGGCUGCGGCUUGGGCAUGGCAGGCACCAACGACAAAGCAGUAGUCGUCCAUGGCAUCUAUGCCUUCUCUCAGUUACACCAGUGCAACAAAAGUCGCUGCAACAACAAACUGGACAUCAAAAAACUGGAACUGCAACCCAUGGAUAAUGUGACAGCCAGAGUUCCCAAUGAUGUGGAGUGUUACAGCUGUGCCGGCGAUGACUGUUCCAUUAACAAUUCAACCAUAGUCAAGUGCUACAACUCUUUCCAGGGAUGCUUCCAUGGCAAUGUCACAAUGAAAGCAGGCAACUUCUCGUUGACCAGACCUAUCAAAGGCUGUGUGGAGGAUGAGGACUGUACUAAGGUAUCCAAAGGAAGCCACGCCAUCUCUCUUGUGGGUUCCUGUUGUUCCGGAAGCCUCUGCAAUGUGGACCUCUCCAACAAAACACACUUUGCUGCCAUGAUCCCACGGCUAGAGUUCCUUCCUGUGCCGGAUUCCAACAGUAGUACAACUGCUUCUGCAAGUACUCAUGCCAACAUACCAGCCUCUUCCACUAUCAACAAGCUUACCCGGUCCGUUACUUCGAGCCCAUCGCUGUCCAGCCAUCCUGACCAUGACCAUGACCAUGACCAUGACCAUGACCAUGACCACGACCAUGAUCACGAUCAUGGUGAUAAAGAAUUCACCUCAGUGAGAAACGGAGACAUUGCCACAGCUGUAAAAGUUGAAGAAAGACACAACCAACAAGAUCAGGGCACAAAAGGGGGAACGAAAGGGGGAGCAGUGGGUUUGGGGGGAUCAGUCUUGAUGGUAUUGCUAUUGGCUGGCUUGUUCAUAUGAAGAGGUUUGGCCUACCUAUCUUUGACAUCUUGUUUUGAAACAAACACAAUGUAUUUGAUCCUAUCGAUGGUAAAUGCCCUUUUACUGAUCACAUGAAUGGUCAUACCUUUUGCAUAGAGAAAGGCUGUUCUCACGUGUGCACUUCUCUUUGCCUUGAUUUCCUGCAGCCAUGUUGUAGAACAUGACAAAGACUGUCUAGAAUGAGCCAGCAUCAUACAGGGCAAAGAUUUGUAUUAUGUUGUUGCUAUGUUUAUAUGUAUCAAAAACCUGUUCUGCUCUUAUGAAACCAUUUUCUUCUGUGUGUGAGACUUAUUGUGUCUUCAUUAUGUAACUUGGACACACUUGGUGUGAACUCUUCCUUUGUGCAUCCUACCAGUUGUUCUCAGCCUUUGGUUCUUCAGAUGUUCUAGACUUCCAAAAUUCCAGAGCAGUAGCCAUAUUUGCUGAGACUUCUGGAUGUUGUACAAAACACCUGGAGGACCAAAAGUUGAGAACACAUUGCUUACCAGUUGAGCUUUCACUUGACAUUGAGAGUAGUCUGAUGUAUUACUAGCUAGAAUGCCAAGUUUCUGCUUGGCAUUUGAUUCUGUACAAGGUGGUUAUCCUUAUACUUUUGCUAAGCAAUUGGUAUGCUACUUCUUCUAUGGAAAUAAUUUGUCAUACAAUAAUAAUAAUAAAGACCCAAGGGUCACUGA
Anolis carolinensis (green anole) is the source of this 1819-nucleotide messenger RNA. It is a transcript of the gene lypd3, whose product is annotated as LY6/PLAUR domain containing 3. Gene Ontology annotation, cellular component: plasma membrane. Bases 75 to 1124 code for a protein of 349 amino acids. Lineage: Eukaryota; Metazoa; Chordata; Lepidosauria; Squamata; Anolidae. The transcript is spliced from 5 exons. The record is from RefSeq and is a predicted model, not a curated record.